UCUGUGUCCCCCCAGGAAAAGCCGGACCUGGGCGAGGUGAACUUCUCUCUGUGUUACCUGCCCACGGCCGGGCGGCUCACGGUGACGGUCAUCCGGGCGUCCAACCUGCGCGCCAUGGACCUCACCGGCUACUCAGACCCGUAUGUGAAGGCCUCGCUCAUGGCCGAGGGCCGGCGGCUCAAGAAGCGCAAGACAUCCAUCAAGAAGAACACGUUGAACCCGAGCUACAACGAGGCCCUGGUGUUCGACGUCCCCCACGAGAGUGUCAACCACGUCAGCCUCACCAUUGCUGUUGUGGACUAUGACUGCAUCGGGCACAAUGAGGUGAUUGGGCUGUGCCGGGUGGGCAGCGACGCCGAGGGUCCGGGGCGGGAGCACUGGGCGCAGAUGUUGGCGAACCCCCGCAAGCCCAUCGAGCAUUGGCACACGCUCGUCGAGGAAAAGGCUCUGGUGGCCAAAGGGACGUCGCGGGACAAACCAGCCCUGGGGGAGCCCCUGGGCCCCCA
Empidonax traillii (willow flycatcher) is the source of this 506-nucleotide messenger RNA. Its product is annotated as synaptotagmin-3-like. Gene Ontology annotation, biological process: regulation of dopamine secretion; regulation of calcium ion-dependent exocytosis; calcium-ion regulated exocytosis. Gene Ontology annotation, molecular function: calcium-dependent phospholipid binding; clathrin binding; phosphatidylserine binding. The annotation marks the transcript as partial. The transcript is spliced from 4 exons. Gene Ontology annotation, cellular component: membrane. The record is from RefSeq and is a predicted model, not a curated record. NCBI's taxonomy places the organism in Eukaryota, Metazoa, Chordata, Aves, Passeriformes, Tyrannidae.